AUGAGUGAAAACAACGCACCAUACAAAAAAUGGUUCCAAAUUCUCUUCUACACUCUUCAACAAAACCAAACAAUAAUCGAAUUCCAGCCUGGACACGACCCGCCGAGCGGCUUUUGGGAUAUUAUUAAUCAAGAUAAUGUUGUCAUCAGAGUUGUAUCAAGUAGUUCGGUGGUCGUCGGUUACUGGUUUAAAAAUGACGAAACCGAGAUAAUUAAUCAAUCGAUUCAGUACAUGCACACUAAUUUUGAAUGCGACGUUCGUAUCAAGUCCGUGGACCUGGAAGAAAGGGAGAAAUUCGAGGACGACACUCAUUGCCUUAAUGUGCAAAAAAGGAAAGAAUGGGAGAUGCAGAAAAAACUCCUCGAUAAUAUUAAAGAGAUUCUCCCUGGAUUCCCUUACGUCUGCAAGUACGGAUGGGAACCUGAAUCAGAGGAUGGAAAGGGUGAUCUGAUCCUCACAGAUGGUAAAGGUAUAUUUGCUGUUGUAGAGACGAAAAGACUACACACAGAGAAUCUCAUUCCGGACAGGGCUUCCUGCCGGAGAUCGAAGCAAAGAAAGAAGUAUAGAAAGCAUCACGUCAUCGAACAAGCGGGGCGUUAUAAACGGGCCUUUAUCAAUCAAUAUGAACACGUUUACGUCGACCAACAUGAUCGACCUUUUGACAUCGUUGCGGUUGUUGCCGUGGGAAUCACUGAUGAGGAACACCAGAAAAGACAUUGGCCCGAACUCUUUGAUGAAAGGGUAUUUAGAGCCAUCAACCGGAUGUAUAACGAAACCGAUUUUUCAGACCCCGAGGACAGGGGGUCAUUUUAUUCCGCCGCAUCAAACAACUCGUCAACUUCUAGUAUCAAUAGUUUCUUGGGUAACGAUGGCAGUUUGUAA
Molecule: messenger RNA, 882 nt
Organism: Acaulospora colombiana
Lineage: Eukaryota; Fungi; Glomeromycota; Glomeromycetes; Diversisporales; Acaulosporaceae
Source: the annotation of a GenBank genome assembly